AUGGCUCAAACCGUACCAGUGGAUAUCAUCUCGAGUUGGGUCAACAGUACUCAAAUGACCCUGCUCUACUUGAAUUGCAAUACAACUCCGAUUUCACCCUCUAAAAGCUUGGUGCUGUACUCCAAAAAGUUAAAGGACAGGAGCGCAGGACAAAACAAAAUAGGAUACCCGUUGUUUAAGAACCUUCCACCUAUUGGCAAGAUUGUAUCCCUUAAAAUAUUAAACGAAAUCUGGCUGAACGGGGUGAUCCCACAACAAUGGAAAGAGAGGCUAAUCAUACCCAUCCCGAAACCGCAACAGAACCUACACCUCACUAAUAGCUACCGCCUCAUCACCCUCCAUGACUGUUCGGGAAAAUUUUUGGAGCGAAUGGUCAAGCGUCAUCUCGUCUCCGUGCUUGAGUCCAGCAACCGGUUGGAUAUAAGACAGUACGGCUUCUGCCCUGGUUGCUCAACAGAUGAACACCUGGCAAUCCUCGAAAGUAUCCUAGACGAUGCCCUUCGGAAAAAAACCACCACCUCGAAUACCUGUCUCUAG
This is a messenger RNA of Uranotaenia lowii, 537 nucleotides long. RefSeq lists its product as uncharacterized. Bases 1 to 537 code for a protein of 178 amino acids. The record is from RefSeq and is a predicted model, not a curated record. The transcript has 2 exons. Lineage: Eukaryota; Metazoa; Arthropoda; Insecta; Diptera; Culicidae.